AUGACAAAUCCAGAUUAUGAGGAGGACCAGGAUGAGAUCUUUCAAUAUCUGCCUCAAUACUAUCUUUGUAUCAAAGAGAAGCGCAAGAUCAUAAUUCCUCCUGGUAUUCAAUUCCCUGAUGGGUCAGCAGUGGCACGAAAUGCAAAGAUGAAUACAAGAGGUAGACUUUGGGAAAAUGUAGUUAUUCUAGUCACUCGCCAAAGCAUCCCACUGCAAGUGCUGCAAGGUGACUCAGAAGACAGCUCAGCCUCAUCUGAGUCGAGCUCAUCAGAGCCCCCUCAUAAGAUCAAAUAUUGUCGAGUAUUGGCAGAAACUAACAAUGAGAUCCUGUCUACAUCAGACCCUGAAACCAUAUCUGAAUUGGCCACUAUAGUGGACUUGACUGCAAGUGACGAUGAAUACACUGGUGACUUCUUUGAUUCUUUCAAUUUAGAUAAUCAUGAUGUUGUUACUACUGAGCCAGAGAUACCUGUAGAGGCUGACCUCACCCCUUUGGAUUCUGUCUUGACAUCUCCAUUGCAGGCCUCCGGGUCUUUUGCUAUUGAUCCCAAUCUUGAUAACCCCUUGACCUUGCAGGCCUCUGGAUCUUUUGUUCUCAAUCCCAGCAUUGACAACCCAUGGGAAGGGAAUCAUCUAUUCAAUUUCUAG
This is a messenger RNA of Suillus bovinus, 648 nucleotides long. RefSeq lists its product as uncharacterized. The transcript has 4 exons. Bases 1 to 648 code for a protein of 215 amino acids. The record is from RefSeq and is a predicted model, not a curated record. NCBI's taxonomy places the organism in Eukaryota, Fungi, Basidiomycota, Agaricomycetes, Boletales, Suillaceae.